AUUUCGUAAAAGUCCUUGGUCAAAAGCCAUGUGGCAGAACUUCGUUCUUCGAGAUCAACGCAAAUGCAAGAAAUUCACCGCAUUCCGGAUUUACACCUGUAUCUAUGUAUGUCAAUUGUGAUUUUGUGUCUUUGGACAAAGUCACAAUGCAAUGGAAUCAUCUCGUUGAUGUUGAUUGGACGGUUUUGGAUCGUAACUUCGAUUUUGGUAUAAGUUUGGCAUCGAGACGAAUUCUUCGUUCUGAUGUCAAACCAUUCAAUACGUUCAUGAAAAAGGUCUCAGUUAGUCCAACGAACAAUAUGAUAACUUAUGAGAACAUUGUUGAUUAUCUUCACGUGAAAUCCAUCAAUUAUAAGCAAGUGGCAAAAUAUAUGUUGCAUAAACCUUUCAUUGCGGAAUUGACUCGCAUUGAGCAAGUGCCCCUUUCGGAGCAAUCAAAUUGUCGUAAAAUGCUUGGAAAGACAGGUCAUGGUUCUUACUGGUAUACUAUUGAGGUUUAUAAUGAUAAACACGGUGAAUGUCUCAAGAAUAACGAGACUCUUGGCCCUGGGCAAAUUGCGAGUUGGACUGUUGAGGAUAUUAUUGGAGAUGAAUCGACUAGACUUCACCUUAUUGAAUAUAUAAAAGCUAUGCUUUUAUUAGUUGAACGUUGUCAUAAGCCCGUGGAAGUCUACAAAGAAGAUUCAAAGAAAAAAGAUAGUAUUAAGAAAGUUCAGGACCGAAUUGCGAAUUUAUCACUAAAUGAUUCUUAA
Molecule: messenger RNA, 752 nt
Organism: Scutellospora calospora
Lineage: Eukaryota; Fungi; Glomeromycota; Glomeromycetes; Diversisporales; Gigasporaceae
Source: the annotation of a GenBank genome assembly